AUGACCCAAGCCACGAAUCAGCAGCAGAAUACACUGCACACUGCAGAUACAUUUCAAAGCCCUUUGUGUCUUCCUGGGGGAGGGUACAAUCUAAGUCUUAUAGCCUGCAUGGACAGCCCUUGGGCAGUCCUCGUUGGGACGCACAUCACUCGUCGUCAACACAUGGCUUCCUAUUUCGAGGCACAACCUAACUCAACAAGCCCGUGGAUCAAGUCCACUGUACAGAAGAGCCGUUUUUUCACUACCGCUACUAAGAAUUCCCAGCAGAAAGAUUUGUCACGUCUGAAAUCCACAACACUGCCGAAUGAAGAGGUCCGUCAGCGGCCGUGCAUUCAGCGACUCGACGCAAAACUUGAGAAAGCGUCACAUUCUUAUUCGAGCACCAAGUUACUCAUUUCUGCUCCUCAGGGCCAGGAGACUCUUCGUCCCCUUGAGCCAUCCCGAAGAGUUCUUCCUGUCAUAAGUCCUGUCCCUGUACGGGCCUCGCCUGGGAACGAGAUUCCUGGCGACGAUGGCGAUGACGAAGUCGCGCAGAAACCUUCUCUCGGUGUCUUCGAAAUUGAUUGUCAGAGCACAGAUUUGGAAUCUGACAGUUUCGAUUCUGAUUGUCAGUAUAUCUUGGACGACCAAACUGCAAUCAAUGCAGCGAUUGAUAGCCAAAACCUUCGUCAGGAUAUGACCGGUUCGUGCUCUGGCACUAACGCGACUGGCAUUUGA
Molecule: messenger RNA, 717 nt
Organism: Verticillium alfalfae VaMs.102
Lineage: Eukaryota; Fungi; Ascomycota; Sordariomycetes; Glomerellales; Plectosphaerellaceae
Exons: 1
Coding region: 1-717 (238 amino acids)
Source: RefSeq, a predicted model, not a curated record